Lasiosphaeria miniovina is the source of this 985-nucleotide messenger RNA. Its product is annotated as phosphoribosyltransferase-like protein. The record is from RefSeq and is a predicted model, not a curated record. Lineage: Eukaryota; Fungi; Ascomycota; Sordariomycetes; Sordariales; Lasiosphaeriaceae. The coding region runs from base 95 to 787 and encodes 230 amino acids. Gene Ontology annotation, molecular function: AMP binding; adenine binding; adenine phosphoribosyltransferase activity. Gene Ontology annotation, cellular component: cytoplasm. The transcript has 3 exons. Gene Ontology annotation, biological process: adenine salvage; AMP salvage.
ACGGGACGGCCUUGCCUGCCUGCUUGCCUGAGUGCCUACCUAUCUUUGUCUCUCCCCUCCCUCCUUCUCCCCCUUUCCCUUUUCCCUCUGCAACAUGAGCUCAACCGCCGACGUUGCCCAAAACCUGGCGUCGUCGUCUCGCCGCGAUCAAGCCCCCCUGACGACGGAUGCCUCGGGACGACAGCCCCCCGCCGCCACCGCCGGUGCCGCCGAACUCGCCAGUACAAAGAUGAGCCUAUACGGCGCCUUGAAGCGCUUCCCCGACUUCCCCAUCCCGGGUAUCAACUUCAUCGACAUCCUGCCACUGUUCCAGGACCCCAACAUCCACCGUACCCUGCUGCGCGCCCUGGAGCUCCAGGUUCUCCAGUUCGGCGCCGACGUGGCCGGCGCGGGCAACGCCGCCCUGGCGAAGCCCGAUGUCAUAGUGGGGUUGGACGCGCGGGGUUUUCUCUUUGGGCCCUCGCUGGCCCUGCAGCUCAACGCCAGCUUCGUGCCCGUCCGCAAGAGGGGCAAGAUGCCCGGCCCCUGUGUCGAGGCCGCUUACGAGAAGGAGUACGGCACAGAUUACUUCCAGAUGCAGGAGGGUGCGGUGAAGCCGGGCCAGAAAGUACUGGUUGUGGACGACAUCAUUGCAACUGGUGGAUCUGCUGCCGCUGCUGGAUCUCUCGUCAAACAGCUUGGAGGCGAUCUGAUUGGAUACCUCUUCAUCUUGGAAAUCCCGUUCCUCAAGGGACGCGACAAGCUCGACGGCGUGCCCACCGUCACCCUUCUUGAGACGGAUGAUUAAAGGCAUCCAGGUGCUUGCUCCGACACACCCGUCAGAACGCUGGCCUCGACGUGGUCAUUAGACCAAAACAUCACUCACCCGUCUGAUAUCCACUAAUAUCCACCAUUUGUCUUGUGAACUUCGAUGACCGAAUGUCUUUAAUAGGGGGGGGGGCGGGCUCUGCACAGCAGCCCGCAGCAUGUCUGCAUGCUUGUCCCC